Molecule: messenger RNA, 1879 nt
Organism: Effrenium voratum
Lineage: Eukaryota; Dinophyceae; Suessiales; Symbiodiniaceae
Source: the annotation of a GenBank genome assembly
GGGGAGGGGGGCGCGACUUCCGAGCCUUUGGCGCAUGCCAGGGCUCUUGCCAUGGGGCAGGUCUGGAGAGUUGUGGGCUUUUGGUGCUUCCUGAGGGCCGCAGGGGAGGACUGCCCAGAUGGGUCCUACCGCAGUUCACCAAUUGUGUUCAGCUGCGGCGGUGGCUUCGGCCAGGGCAAAGUCCUGCUGGCCGCAGCCAGUGAGAGCGCUCCGCUGCCUAUCCCCCUGGGUGCUGAGGGCUUUCGGGUAUCAGCAUCCUCCAGUGCUGGGCCUCUAAGCCUGCGGUUGCAUGAUGAGGCAAACAACAUCCUGGUAGCGUCUGAGCACCAUGGCUUGGUCAAUGGAUCAGCCCGGGCUGGCGUGUACAAGGAUGUUGGCGUCAUCUUCACCGGCAGCUCUGUCUCACAAGCAGACAACACCAGUCUUUAUUUGCUGGGCGCAGCGACCACCCCAAUGCAGCUCUCGCUCUGCAAUCUGGGGAACGUCUCGGCCAGCGUGACGCUGGCGUACACCUUCGAGCGCGUCUUGGACUGCACGUCCCCGCCAGCGGGCUGCAGCACGUACAGCGCCGGCAACGCCCAGUGGCAGGUGGAUGUGUGGAGCCAUUGGGCCUCUGCCCACUUUGAGAAUUCCACGGAGGCAUGGGGUGCCAUGGCAGAGUCCCACGCCGAAGAGCGCGGGGUGCCAUGGUCCUCCUGGCCGGAGGUCUGGGCCAGCUUCGUUGGCAACUCGACCGUGGUGGGCGAGGAGUGGCAGCCCGGGUUCCGGUACCUCGAUACUAGCCAGGAUGGCUACGUCUCGGAGGACGAAUUUGCGGCAGGCUUUGCCUUGUCAACAAAGAACAACCAGGAUGACACCGUCUCCAAGGUUCUCAGCGAUGCCACUGGAGUGGUGCGGUCCAAUCUUUGGCUUGACGGUUGCCUGGCCUUUGCGGUCAUACUGUUGGCGGCCCUGUGCUGCUACUGCAGAAGGUCGCCGAAGACCCGUGUGGCGAGGUCGGCACAGCUCUCGCGGCCCCCACAGGUGGCACGAGCAGGAGCUGCGCCGCCACCAAGUGGGGCAGAGAAGGCUGAGGAGAAGGGCUCGGGCCCUGAGGCCCAAUGCCUGGACUUCCCGGGCCCAGGUCCCCAGGGUCAGGGUCAGGGCCCGGGGCUGUGGCUGUUCCCGAACGUCGGGCAGGGCUUCGGGGGCUUCAGAGGCUUCGCGGGCUUCGGGGGCCAAGAGUCCUUUCGGUACCAGCCGGUUGCCAUGGAGGACAUGAACCUUGGAGUCCCGCGCGCGGCCUCCUUCGAGAGCUUCUCAGGGUGGCCUGCGCAGCAGACGGGCUCCUUCUCUAUGCAUCCGCAGACGGGUUCUUUCUCUAUGCAGCCGCCUCAGUUCCAACCCAACCAGUUCCAGCCGCACGGUGACAUGGCGUUCUCCCAGCGCACAGGUUCACCGCUCGGUUCACCGCUCGGUUCAUUUGGCACACCGGCGCCAUUCCAGGCCCCUCAGGCCCCUGAGGCCCAGGAGGACAUGUGGAGGUUCACGCCCAGCUUCCAGGUGCAGAUGCCGAGGGCCGAGGCCACCUUCCACGCACAGCCCGCGCCCGCGACGGCUCCCGGGCCGCCCGGGCAGCCCGGGCCUGGGCAGCCCGGGCCUGGACUGGCGCCUGUGGAGCCCUACGUCCCCCAGGUCACGGUGCAAGCCGGGGGUUCGCAACGUCUUUCCCAGGUGAGGCCUGUCAUGCAGGCAGAGCUAGCAGGGCCUGUUCAGAUAGAACUACAGGACGGUGGAUUUGGCCGCGACCACUGGGCUGAGCUGGCAUCCAUCCUUGCAACUUCGCCCCCCCUUUCGGCAGAGAUCAGACCUGCAAGAGUCAGGGACUGAAGGCAUAGCC